Molecule: messenger RNA, 1680 nt
Organism: Dictyostelium purpureum
Lineage: Eukaryota; Evosea; Eumycetozoa; Dictyosteliales; Dictyosteliaceae
Exons: 3
Coding region: 1-1680 (559 amino acids)
Source: RefSeq, a predicted model, not a curated record
AUGAUUUUAGGGGAUAAAGAAUAUGAUGAAUUUGAUGAAUAUGAUAUAAAUAUUGAUGGGGCAUCAUCAGCAACAACAUCAACAACAGCCAGGGAUAAUAAUAAUGAUAAUAAUAUAAUAAUAACAUCUCCCCAAACACAACAAGAUAUCGACCAAUAUGACAACACUAAAAAAAUAUAUAAAGAAGCAUUAAUAGAAAAAGAAUCAACGUUUAUAAGUUUAGAUAAACAUUAUUUAGACGAAAACGAAAAUGAAAAUAAUAAAGAAUACUAUAAUAUAAAUAUAAAUAAUGAAAAUACAGAUUAUAACAACAAAAAUAAUAAUAAUAGCAACAAUAACAGUAAUAGUAAAGAGUUUUAUUUUAACCAAGAUAACUCAGUUUCAAUAUUUUUAAAUAAAAUUUUAGCAUGGAUAUACAGUAAACCAAGAGGACUAUGGAAUACUAUACAUUGUGCAAUAGGGUUUUUAUUUAUAUUUUUUGGAUAUAACCCAACCCAAAGCUUAAUUACAAAUAUUCACGAAAAAGAUGGGUCCAUUGGUUUAACCUUGAUUUAUUUAUUUUUUUCAAUCAGUUGUUUCAUCGCACCUUCAAUAAUUAAAAAAAUUGGUUUAAUUAAAUCAUUAUAUCUAUCAGGUUUUGUUUAUGCAUUAUUUAUAUUUUGUUCAAUAGAUAAAUUAUCAUAUCUCUUUUUACCAGCAUCAUGUGCUAUAGGUUUUGCAGCAGGUUUACUUUGGACAGCACAACCAGUUUAUGUAUCACAAAAUGCAGCUUCAUCACUUCAAGGAGAAAAAGAAAUUGGUAUUUAUUCAGGUAUUUUUCAAGCUAUAAACUCUUCUGGUGGUAUUAUUGGUAAUGCAGUAAGUGGUGGUCUUAGAACUGCAAAAAUUCAAACCACAUAUAUUCUUUGUACACUUGGUUCAGUUACAGUAUUUGGUUCAUCUCUAUUAAUAUUUUUAAAAAAUGUAGAUUCCAGUACACAAGGUCCAAAAAGAUCCCUAAAAAAAACCUUAAUAAGCACUUUUUUGGUAUUUAAAGAUAAAAAGUUUCAACUAUGUAUACCAUUAUUUAUUUUACAAGGUCAAUCACAAUCAUAUUUUUUCCAAACUAUAAACAAUUUAAUUGGAAUAGAAAGAGUUGGUUUUAUUUCAUUGGUAUUUGGUGUGGUUAGUGUUCUUGGUGCUUCACUAUGGGGCAAAGUUCAUGACUCAAAAGGCAAAGUUGUAAUGCAAUAUAUUUUAGCAGGUUUAUACAUUCUCAGUUUAGUUUUAGCAUUUGUAGCAUACCAUUUUUCAGAAAUGCCUUUAUUUUAUGUAAUUAGUGCUAUUAAUGGUUGUUUUGAUUCAUUGCAAACCAUUCUAAUCUUUGUAACCGUUGCCACACUAUAUCCAAUAGAUAAUGUAGCAGCAUUCUCUGCCUCAAGAUUUGUAAUGUCUAUUUCAACAGCUGCAGCAUUCUUUACAUUCAAAUAUAUUCCUUUCUUUGCCGUUGUCUUUUGGUUACUACUUCUUUUAAUUGCUGCUCAAGUUUCUUACACCACUUUAAUGAAACAAAUUAAAGACUUUACAAAAUUACCAAGUGAAACAAGUAGUGACAUCAUUGUAAAUAAAAUUUCAAAACACCACGAUGACUACGAAGAUUAUGACAGUUUCGGAACUGUAAAUGAAGAUGAUAAAAUAUAA